This is a messenger RNA of Pimephales promelas (fathead minnow), 833 nucleotides long. It is a transcript of the gene tma7, whose product is annotated as translation machinery associated 7 homolog. The record is from RefSeq and is a predicted model, not a curated record. NCBI's taxonomy places the organism in Eukaryota, Metazoa, Chordata, Actinopteri, Cypriniformes, Leuciscidae.
CUCUCUCAGGCACAAGACGGGCGCACUACAUCCGGGUAACAGCUGGGGUCCUGACAGCGCGGAAAAAAGCAUUAGCUAAAUAAUCUGAGCAACAUGUCUGGAAGAGACGGAGGUAAAAAGAAACCCCUCAAGGCUCCUAAGAAGCAGUCGAAGGAUGUGGACGAUGAGGACAUGGCUUUCAAACAGAAACAGAAAGAGGAACAGAAAGCAUUGGAACAAUUGAAAGCCAAGGCCGCUGGAAAAGGACCUUUAACUGGAGGUGGCAUCAAGAAGUCUGGGAAGAAAUAAAUAUUUCAUUGUAUAUUUGCUUGCUGUUCAUACCAUCAACUUAUGAUUUAAGUCCACAAUAGCGAUGUCAAAUGAUUUUUUUAGUUGCUUUAUAUUUCUCAUGUAAAGAACUUUAAAAGGAAUAAAUUUUGGGAUGACUGUACAUUUAAAUUUCAGAUUUUAAUGUCUUGGAUUUUUUUAAACAUAUUCAAAGCUCAUGACAACACAGUUAUAUAAUAUCCAAACAUUUCAAGUUUAAAUUCUCAUGUAGACAACUCAAUCGCUGCAGUGUUUGUUCAAGCAUAUCCAUCUAUAUUCAGUUCUCCAGUCACACUUUUCAUGUCUCCAAAUGUUCAAUCCUCUUUGAUUAACCUGAACACACACGUCUUUUGUUAUUGUUUCUUUUCGUUAUGUAGUUUUAGUUAUUUUGCUGAUGCAUUGUGUCUUAUGUUCCCCCUCUACUGGAUAGUGGUCACUCACUUUCAGUGCCUGUGAAGACAUUCAAUCUGUUUUAGGAACUAACUAAACCAGUCUUCAAAUUAAACAACUUUGUUUAUUAAAAUGCA